Molecule: messenger RNA, 867 nt
Organism: Peronospora matthiolae
Lineage: Eukaryota; Oomycota; Peronosporomycetes; Peronosporales; Peronosporaceae
Source: the annotation of a GenBank genome assembly
AUGACAGAGACAUUGAAUGUCAUAGUCAAUAACGGAUCAAGCGUAGGCGCUUAUACACUUGAUCUGAUUGCGCCUCCGAAGUUGACUUCGGAGAUCACUCAGUUGCCAACGCUCGAACAUAAAAGGUUCUUGCGUGAUCUGCGUAGUGGCAAAGUCAAGCAGAUCUGCGUACUCGUCGCUGACGACGAGUGUGUAGCCGACAUAAAGUCAGCAACAGUGUUUAUUGAGAACGAGAGAGUUCUCAGUAGUUCAUCUAUGGACGAGAGUGUCCUUAAUGAAAAGACACGAGUUGAGCGAUAUGACUCUCAAUCGUGGGAAUCGCUCAAGACCAAUCCUCUCUAUGAAGAUUUGGUUGAAUUCAAGGAUGGAUUCCCUGAAACUGUUCCGUGCAAAUUACCGAAGGAUAAAGGUAUUCGACACGAGGUCGAGCUUAAACCAGGCUCGAAGUACUGUGUCAUGAAGCAGUGGCCACUGCCUCGUGAACAAGUACUUGCGAUCGACAAGUUCUUUGCCGAUCGUUUAGCUGCGGGCCGUGUGAGCGAAUCAGUUUCCCCACACAGCUCUCCGACCUUCUGUGUGCGAAAAGCAACAGGAGGGUGGCGGAUAGUGCAUGCGUUCAACAAAUUGAACGCUGCAACGGUACCGGCUCAGACGCCGAUACCGAGGAAGGACGUAAUCAUUGAUGGUAUGUCAAAGAGUACCAUCUUUUCGUCCAUGGAUUUGAUGGAUGGCUUCUAUCAAAUCCUUAUGCGAGAACGGGAUAUACCCUAUACCGCAGUUAGCACGUCUAGCGGCAUGCUCUGGGAAUGGCUAGUAAUGCCACAAGGGCUUAGUAAUGCCCCUGUCACGUUCAACAGAUGUGUAUAA